AUGAAGGUUGCCGUAGAGAAUAAAGAUACCAUGGAAAGAAACUGUGAGGCAUCCAUAAAGUGCUUCGAGAACGAGGGUUAUCCUUGCAAUCUGCGUUUUAAUGGCAACUCUGUUGAAGGCUUUCGAGGGCUCCAAGAGGGCAUCUAUGCUCCCCCAACAGUUACAAAAUCAGAUGGCUCAAUAAGCAGCAAGCCUCCUGAAUCUUCUGAAGAAUCCAAACAAAGAGCUGUCUGCCAUCAUGAAUUUGGCUCGUGGUCAGCCUUCUAUCCCGAUUCUAGUAAUGUGCUGAUGCACCAACCUAAUGCCUUUGAGGGACAGUUCUUCCCAUUUGCAAUAAAUUAUCGAUUUCAGUAUACCCCAUCAAACAUGUUUCCUCCAAAUUAUCCACAUGAUUACUGCUUCCAAGAUUUUCAAUAUUUUAUUGUUAUUGAUUUUGAGGCGACAUGUGACAAAGAAAAAAAUCCUCAUCCACAAGAGAUAAUUGAGUUCCCAUCGGUAAUAGUGAACAGUGUUACUGGACAGUUGGAAGCAUGUUUUCAAACAUAUGUGCGACCAACUUGCAACCAACUCCUAAGUGAUUUCUGCAAGGAUCUGACAGGCAUCCAACAAAUUCAGGUGGACAGGGGUGUUACUCUAAGUGAAGCUCUUCUUAGGCAUGAUAAAUGGCUUGAGAAGAAGGGGAUUAAGAACACGAACUUCGCUGUGGUUACGUGGUCCAAUUGGGAUUGUCGUGUAAUGCUAGAGUCAGAGUGCCGUUACAAAAAAAUUAGAAAGCCUCCUUAUUUUAAUCGAUGGAUCAACUUGAAGGUUCCUUUUUGUGAGGUUUUUGGUGGGGUGAGGUGCAAUCUCAAAGAGGCUGUCCAGAUGGCUGGUCUACCCUGGCAAGGUCGUGCGCACUGUGGUCUGGAUGAUGCCAAAAACACUGCCCGCUUACUUGCAUUGCUCAUGCACAAAGGCUUUAAGUUUUCAAUUACUAACUCUCUUACUUGCCAGUCUAUUGAUGAUUGCUAUACUAGGAAGCCAUCCCAGGAACAGCAGCCUUUUUCUGCAUCACCUCAACCUCAGAAAUUGAGGGAAUCGCAAGCUCCAGUGGUGCACAACCAUCCUUGUUGUUAUUGUGGGGUGAAAAGCAGCAAAGGGAUUGUUCGUAAACCCGGUCCUAAGCAAGGGUGCCUGUUCUUUGGAUGUGGAAACUGGACUGCUGCUAGAGGUGCUCGAUGCCAUUACUUUGAAUGGGCUUCUACCUGA
Molecule: messenger RNA, 1248 nt
Organism: Fraxinus pennsylvanica
Lineage: Eukaryota; Viridiplantae; Streptophyta; Magnoliopsida; Lamiales; Oleaceae
Source: the annotation of a GenBank genome assembly